This is a messenger RNA of Thlaspi arvense, 288 nucleotides long. The record is from the annotation of a GenBank genome assembly. Lineage: Eukaryota; Viridiplantae; Streptophyta; Magnoliopsida; Brassicales; Brassicaceae.
AUGUCGUUCCAUUGCCGCAGAGGAAAGGCUUACCUCUUCAAUCGCUCAGUGAACAUAAGUAUGGGUCCUUUAGAGGAAAGGCUGAUGCUUUCGGGUAUGCACACCGUUGCUGAUAUUUUCUGCUGCUUCUGUGGACAAAACGUUGGCUGGAAAUACGAAUCAGCGCAUGAGAAAGCUCAGAAGUAUAAAGAAGGCAAAUUUGUUCUGGAAAGAGGAAGGAUCGUUGAUGAGAUAGAUUUGUCAACAGAGGUUUACAUCGAUACUCGAAGCGACACGGAUGAUUCUUAA